Molecule: messenger RNA, 1605 nt
Organism: Microtus ochrogaster (prairie vole)
Lineage: Eukaryota; Metazoa; Chordata; Mammalia; Rodentia; Cricetidae
Gene: Cap1
Product: cyclase associated actin cytoskeleton regulatory protein 1
Biological process (GO): cell morphogenesis; cytoskeleton organization; actin filament organization
Cellular component (GO): cytoplasm
Molecular function (GO): adenylate cyclase binding; actin binding
Source: RefSeq, a predicted model, not a curated record
UCUCCCGGGCUAGCGUUUCAGCCGGAGCUUCAUUUCCGGUGGGGGUGCCGCGCCCAGUGAGGGCCCGGAAGUGGGUCGCGCGAAGACCGCUGGGCGGUUCUUGCCGGAAGUGGAGAGCGGCUGAUCGCAGUCCGGAGGUGAGGCGGAACUCUUAAGCAGGUGGAACAUUAUGGCCGACAUGCAAAAUCUUGUAGAAAGAUUGGAGAGGGCAGUGGGCCGCCUGGAGGCAGUGUCACACUCCUCGGACAUGCACUGUGGCUACGGAGACAGCUCUUCAAAAGGAGCCGUUCCAUAUGUGCAAGCCUUUGACUCGCUGCUUGCCAAUCCCGUGGCAGAGUACUUGAAGAUGAGUAAGGAGAUUGGGGGAGACGUGCAGAAACACGCAGAGAUGGUCCACACAGGCCUGAAGUUGGAGCGAGCUCUCCUGGUUACAGCUUCUCAGUGCCAGCAGCCAGCCGGUAAUAAGCUCUCUGAUUUGUUGGCACCCAUCUCUGAGCAGAUCCAAGAAGUCAUAACCUUCCGGGAGAAGAACCGAGGCAGCAAGUUUUUCAAUCACUUGUCAGCUGUCAGUGAAAGCAUCCAGGCCCUGGGCUGGGUGGCUCUGGCUGCAAAGCCCGGCCCCUUUGUGAAAGAGAUGACUGAUGCUGCCAUGUUUUACACAAACCGCGUCCUCAAGGAGUACAAAGAUGUGGAUAAGAAGCAUGUCGACUGGGUCAAAGCUUACUUGAGUAUAUGGACAGAACUGCAGGCUUAUAUCAAGGAGUUCCACACCACUAGCCUGGCCUGGAGCAAGACGGGGCCUGUGGCAAAAGAACUAAGUGGAUUGCCAUCCGGACCCUCCGUUGGAUCAGGUCCCCCUCCACCCCCACCAGGCCCACCUCCUCCUCCAGUCCCUACCAGUUCCAGCUCCGACGACUCUGCUUCCCGCUCAGCGCUGUUUGCACAGAUUAAUCAGGGGGAGAGCAUCACACAUGCUCUGAAACAUGUAUCUGAUGACAUGAAGACUCACAAGAACCCUGCCCUGAAAGCUCAGAGUGGUCCAGUUCGGAGUGGCCCCAAACCCUUCUCUGCACCUAAACCCCAAACCAGCCCCUCCCCCAAACCAGCCCCAAAGAAGGAGCCAGCUGUGUUGGAACUGGAAGGCAAGAAGUGGCGAGUGGAAAACCAGGAGAACGUUUCCAACCUGUUGAUUGAGGACACUGAGCUGAAACAGGUGGCUUACAUAUACAAGUGUGUCAACACGACAUUGCAAAUCAAGGGCAAAAUUAACUCCAUUACAGUAGAUAACUGUAAGAAGCUCGGCCUGGUGUUUGAUGACGUGGUGGGCAUUGUGGAGAUAAUCAAUAGUAGAGAUGUCAAAGUUCAGGUGAUGGGAAAAGUGCCAACCAUUUCCAUUAACAAAACAGAUGGCUGCCAUGCUUACCUGAGCAAGAACUCCCUGGACUGUGAGAUAGUCAGUGCCAAAUCUUCUGAGAUGAAUGUCCUCAUUCCUACAGAAGGCGGAGAUUUUAACGAGUUUCCAGUCCCUGAGCAGUUCAAGACCUUGUGGAAUGGGCAGAAGUUGGUCACCACAGUGACAGAGAUCGCUGGAUAAGCGAAUGCCCG